AUGGUCACUGAGGAUGGACAAAAGAACAUGAACCCUAUCGAUACACUUAAGAAUAUAAACAAAGAAGUUGAUCUUGCUAUGGCUCAAAAAUCAGCUUCUCCUGAUAAGUGUAAAGAAAUU
Racocetra persica is the source of this 120-nucleotide messenger RNA. The record is from the annotation of a GenBank genome assembly. NCBI's taxonomy places the organism in Eukaryota, Fungi, Glomeromycota, Glomeromycetes, Diversisporales, Gigasporaceae.